This is a messenger RNA of Nematolebias whitei (Rio pearlfish), 603 nucleotides long. RefSeq names its product MMS19 nucleotide excision repair protein homolog. The transcript has 5 exons. The record is from RefSeq and is a predicted model, not a curated record. NCBI's taxonomy places the organism in Eukaryota, Metazoa, Chordata, Actinopteri, Cyprinodontiformes, Rivulidae. Gene Ontology annotation, cellular component: MMXD complex; cytosolic [4Fe-4S] assembly targeting complex. The coding region runs from base 26 to 379 and encodes 117 amino acids. Gene Ontology annotation, biological process: iron-sulfur cluster assembly.
CCAAGUCUCCGAGCUGCCAGCGCUGAUGUCGCUGCUGCUAGAGGCUUUAACGUGCUCCGAUCAGGGCGUGCAGCUGGCCACUCUGUCCAGCCUGGAGCCUGCCCUCCUGGACCCCCCACCAGUUUUCAUCCAGCAGCUGGAAGCUUUGGUCAGCAGAUUACUAACCCUCGUCUCUAGUCCGGCCAUGAAAAUACGGAUCACCUCAAUACGCUGCAUCCACGCUCUGUCACAGUUUCCUGUACAUGAGGUUUUGCCGUUUCGAGCGCGGGUGCUGCGAGCAUUGGCUCAGCCACUGGAUGACAGGAAGAGGAUGGUGAGGAAGGAAGCAGUUCAGGCCCGAGGAAAGUGGUUCCUCCUAGGAAGUCCUGUGGGGAGGUGAUCCUGAGGUUUUUUUAGAUCAACUAAACUAAGAUGAAACUGAAACUUCAGGACCAAGAAGCAAAGCUGUGUAAUCUCUUGCACAGCUUCCUCUCUUUGCAUAAACUCUCCUGGAUCUCUCGUCAUCCUUCUUGUCUUUUAUAUCUAAUUUCUCCACAUUUUUAUUUUUAUUUUUGGAAGCUUGGGAUGAUAAAAGAUUUUUCUAAUUAUCUCAGCUAAAUAAAU